This is a messenger RNA of Procambarus clarkii (red swamp crayfish), 711 nucleotides long. RefSeq lists its product as uncharacterized. The record is from RefSeq and is a predicted model, not a curated record. NCBI's taxonomy places the organism in Eukaryota, Metazoa, Arthropoda, Malacostraca, Decapoda, Cambaridae.
AUGCAGCCCAGGGGUCGAAGUUCGGUCAAUAUGCAGAGCAAGAGUCAAGGUUGGGACAGUGUACAGAGCAAGAGUCAAGGUUGGGGCAGUGUACAGAGCAAGAGUCAAGGUUGGGGCAGUGUACAGAGCAAGAGUCAAGGUUGGGGCAGUGUACAGAGCAAGAGUCAAGGUUGGGGCAGUGUACAGAGCAAGAGUCAAGGUUGGGGCAGUGUACAGAGCAAGAGUCAAGGUUGGGGCAGUGUACAGAGCAAGAGUCAAGGUUGGGGCAGUGUACAGAGCAAGAGUCAAGGUUGGGGCAGUGUACAGAGCAAGAGUCAAGGUUGGGGCAGUGUACAGAGCAAGAGUCAAGGUUGGGGCAGUGUACAGAGCAAGAGUCAAGGUUGGGGCAGUGUACAGAGCAAGAGUCAAGGUUGGGGCAGUGUACAGAGCAAGAGUCAAGGUUGGGGCAGUGUACAGAGCAAGAGUCAAGGUUGGGGCAGUGUACAGAGCAAGGGUCAAGGUUGGGGCAGUGUACAGAGCAAGGGUCAAGAUUGGGGCAGUGUGUGCAUAAAGGGUCGAGGAUGGGCCAAUAUGAAGAACAGAGGUCAAGAUUGGAACGGUAUGAACAAAGGUCAAGGCUGGGACAAUCUGAACAACAAAGGUCAAGGCUGGGACAAUCUGAACAACAAAGGUCAAGGCUGGGACAAUCUGAACAACAAAGGUCAAGGUUAG